Messenger RNA from Erinaceus europaeus (western European hedgehog), 3398 nucleotides. Its product is annotated as potassium voltage-gated channel subfamily D member 2. Gene Ontology annotation, molecular function: voltage-gated monoatomic ion channel activity involved in regulation of postsynaptic membrane potential; A-type (transient outward) potassium channel activity; protein binding. Lineage: Eukaryota; Metazoa; Chordata; Mammalia; Eulipotyphla; Erinaceidae. Gene Ontology annotation, biological process: protein homooligomerization; potassium ion transmembrane transport. Gene Ontology annotation, cellular component: membrane; voltage-gated potassium channel complex. The transcript has a single exon. The coding region runs from base 2263 to 3381 and encodes 372 amino acids. The record is from RefSeq and is a predicted model, not a curated record.
GGGGUGUCAAUGUCCACACACAAAAAAAAAAUAAUAAUAAUGGUUGGCCACGACAAUUUCCUAGUAGUUCACCACAUCACUUACUCCACACACGGCUACCUUUAACUACUUUAACCAUUUUAGGGAUGCGCAGAGAUGCGCAGAGGGAAUGCAGGAGAGGCACACUCCCAGAGACUCACGCCCCACUGACGCUGACAUUUAGCAAAGGGUUUUAAAUCCUUACUGUCAUUCGCAAAGGACGGGAAAAGGAGUAGUGACAAGACUGAGAUCGAGGAGAAUGACUUUCAGACAAGUUGGACAGAUAACAUAUUAAGCUCUGCAACAUUAACGUCUGGUUAAACAUUAAAAAAAAAAAAGAAAAGAAAAGAAAAAGAAAGCGGAAAAAAAAUCACUUAAAAAUUCUGUCGCGGGGCUUUGCGGGUCUUGCUACCCAGAAGACAACCAAUUCCUGAGCGUUCCGCUCUGCUCACCCUUCUUUCCAGCUCCUCAUCCUCUCUCUCAUUUUCCUUUUUUUUUUUUUUUCUUUCCCACGCUCGCCUUGAACCGGGACCUAGAGAGGCAGAGAAGCAAGACACCGGUUUCCUUCCUCCUCUCCUCCACCAAACCACCGCAGCCAGGCGCGUGAAGCUUUCCUUUGUUCAUCGAGGCUCGCUCUCCUCCCCGGCAGACCCACCUAGAUGUUCUCCCUCGGUGACAUUUUGCGCCGGGGCUGGUGGGUGGCUGGGGUGGAGCGAGAGGAGCCCAAGGGGGAGGGGGCGGAGAAAGGUCAAGCCGAGGGAAAGGCAGGGGCCGCCUUUCCUACCCUGAGUGGCGGGGCGGGCGCGCGGUUAUUUAUUUAUUUUCGCCGGAUUUAUUGACCGCACGAGCAGAGCGACAGGAGCUGCAGGACCACCCACUGGCGGGGAAGCAGCGAGCAGCCCUCCCGCGCCCCCGCGCUGCAGAGCGCCUCCUGCCUCCACGCUCCAGAGAUUGCCCGCGCCGGCCGGGGGCCCGGCCCCUCCGCGCCGCCGCCGCCCGCCCGCCCGCCCGCCCGCCCGCUCCGCAGCCCCGCAGCCCCGCAGCCCCGCACCGCACCGCUCCGGCCCCGGCUCCAGUGGCGGCGCAGUAAGUUGGCUGGAGCGAGUCCCCUCUGUUCUCGCCUCCCCCGCACCUUUUGAACUUGUUGCUGCUGCUCGCCUGCGCCUGUUUUUUUUUUUUUUUUUUGGAAGGUGAAAAGGAGGAGGGGAGCACGGAGGAAGGGGGAAGGGGAGAGGGGAUAAGAGCUCGCAGGAGCUUUAUUUAUGCUCCCUCCGCUCAUCGGAUUCAGCUGCUCGCGAGCUGCUUUCUCAGCUUUUCCCUUUCCGGGUGCAUCGGCAGGAGAAAGUCUCUAUGCAACUCAGCCCUGGCGCGCACUUUGCCAGGUAUGUGCCUCGGCCGAGGCGCGUUCAGCGCGGAGGCUGAUGCUGCUGUCGCGGUGGCGGCAGCUGCCAGCUCCUGGGCUUUGUAACUGUCACUCUGCACCUGAGCUGAACUUGAAAAGAGAGUGAAGGGACGAUUAGGCUAACACUUCUGGCAGACACUGGGGCUGCUUCAAGACGUGGGAGGAGGUGAGGGAAGGAUCUAGAUUAACACCUCCCACCGUGCCCACCGCUCAGCAUCUCUAUCUCUGCAAAUAAGGCACAGGGAGUAGAAGCUGCGACUGGACGCCCCCGGAGACGUGGGGCAGCGUCUGUGCAUCUCGGAAACUACAACAACAGGUCGUUUUUCUGAGACUCCUUUGGCGGGAAGGACCACUUGGAAGAAGGAGGUUUGAAAGAGCUGAUCUGGAAGGUGAAAGGAUUCCUGGAUUCCUCAAAGGAAUACCACUGAGUGAUCAUCCUUAGUCUUCUCUAUGCUGUACGACCCGUAUUGACCCCAUAUUUCACAAACUGUCUCGGGGAGAAGUCAGAGACACCUGUUUGAAGAACUGCUGCAUCUAUUGUCACCUGUUGUAGUUUGUGUGUGUAGUGUGUGUGUCCUGAUGACCUGAUCCAACUGCUGGAAGAGGUUUGAUUAGAUUCUAUUUGGGUUUCAUUGUUAGAAUAUUGUGCAUUUACCAUCACCUCUACCUCCUGCUAUCCCAUUUACCUGUCUUUGUGGGAAACUUAUUAUUCUGAAAACUGUGACUUCACUGGGAGCCCUACCUUGGAAUACCAGUGAAAGUUCUGGAGCACGGAUUGUGGCAAGUUCAUUUGGCCCACUGUAGAGACCCGACUACCCAUCUUGCUUCUAUUUCAAACAAACAUGGCGGCAGGGGUAGCAGCAUGGUUGCCCUUUGCAAGGGCAGCCGCCAUUGGGUGGAUGCCUGUGGCCUCAGGGCCCAUGCCAGCUCCUCCAAGGCAGGAGAGGAAAAGGACUCAAGAUGCUCUCAUUGUGCUGAAUGUGAGUGGCACUCGUUUCCAGACAUGGCAGGACACCCUGGAACGUUACCCAGACACUCUACUGGGUAGUUCUGAGAGAGAUUUUUUCUACCACCCAGAGACUCAGCAGUAUUUCUUUGACCGCGACCCAGACAUCUUCCGCCAUAUUCUGAAUUUUUACCGCACUGGGAAGCUCCACUAUCCUCGCCAUGAGUGCAUCUCUGCUUAUGAUGAAGAACUGGCCUUCUUUGGCCUCAUCCCAGAAAUUAUUGGCGACUGCUGUUAUGAGGAGUACAAGGACCGCAGGCGAGAGAACGCCGAGCGUCUACAGGAUGAUGCAGACACUGACAACACCGGGGAGAGUGCACUGCCCACCAUGACUGCUCGACAGAGGGUCUGGAGGGCAUUUGAGAACCCCCACACCAGCACAAUGGCCCUGGUAUUCUACUAUGUGACCGGCUUCUUCAUUGCUGUCUCCGUCAUCGCCAAUGUGGUUGAGACAGUGCCAUGUGGGUCAAGCCCAGGUCAUGUCAAAGAACUGCCCUGUGGAGAACGAUAUGCAGUGGCCUUCUUUUGCUUGGACACAGCCUGCGUCAUGAUCUUCACCGUUGAGUACUUGCUUCGCCUGGCUGCAGCGCCUAGUCGUUACCGUUUUGUGCGUAGUGUUAUGAGUAUCAUAGACGUGGUCGCUAUCCUGCCUUAUUAUAUUGGGUUGGUGAUGACAGACAAUGAGGAUGUCAGUGGAGCCUUUGUGACCCUCCGAGUCUUCCGGGUCUUCCGGAUCUUUAAAUUUUCCCGCCACUCGCAAGGCCUGCGCAUCCUGGGGUACACUCUGAAGAGUUGUGCCUCAGAAUUGGGCUUCUUGCUCUUCUCGCUCACCAUGGCUAUCAUCAUUUUUGCUACAGUGAUGUUCUACGCAGAGAAGGGGUCUUCCGCCAGCAAGUUCACCAGCAUCCCUGCUGCUUUCUGGUAUACCAUUGUCACCAUGACGACUCUAGGGUAGGUACCAUCAGGGGAAGU